AUGAUCAAGAUCAUCAUAAUUGACAGUGAGUGGGAGUGGGAACAGUGGGCGCUGCCGCCGACCACUUUCAACGCGACCGAGUCGGCCGCCUACCGCGGCCCGGGCCCGCGCGUCGGCGCCUCGCUGUGGAGGGACCGCGCCGGCCGCUCCUGGUGGCUGUUCGGCGGCCGGCAGAGGGCGGCGCACGCCGGGGACGUCCUCAAGACCAUUAAGUGGCGUCCCGCGCGGUUGCAGGUCUACUCUGACCUGUGGCGGUACGACGUGGCGGAGACUCGCCGCUGGUCGCGGGUCUUCCCCAGCGACGACGGCCGAGCCAAGGCCAGCGGCAUCGUGAUGCUGCGCGCCUGGCUGCAGUCCGCAUUCGCCGCCGGCAACAGAUCAGGCAUCGUGCUGUGCGGCAGAAGCGAGGCGCGCCGGCCGGAGGACCGCUCGCUGGCGGUGUACGGGGCGCGCAGCGGGCGCAGCGACACCGUCUGGCAGAUGGAGCUGAAGGACGGCCUGUGGACGGCCUACGUCUGCUGCUGCGACUCCACCGACCGCAGCGACGAGGGGCACCCGCGCCGGCACCGCGGCCAGGACCCCAGGGAGUUCCCGCGCGCCGCCCUGCCCGGCGACGACGACAACAACACUCAGGACAAUGCACUGCCCGGAACUAGAGGCACCAACGCUUCUACUGUGGAGGAGCACACGGGCCCUUGGAUAGAGCAGCAGAGGCCGUCGCUGGCCCCGAGGAACCGCGAGGAGCGGCCGCCAAUCAAGGACUCUGCCGGCACGGAGGAGGGGGCGGAUGCGGGGGUGGAGGACAAGGAGGCCGCGGAGUGGCGGGCGCGCCCCGGCAAGCGGCCCCCGGGCAGCGUGCAGCCCGCGCCGCUGCUGCCGCCCUCGGACCGCAGCCGCUCGCCGCCCCCGCCGCCCCCACCCAAGAAGAAGCAGGCCACGACGCCAACCCCGCCGCACACCGUCGCCGACUCCAGGGUGGCCGCUGAGGGCGGUCACGGCGCCUCCACCACUGCAGGGGCCAGCGUCGCGACCGGCACUAGGACGACGCCGCCGCCCACCACGCCCAGCAGCGUGUCCAGAGGCGGUAGCACGGUGACAUCUUCCAGCGCGGCCACCGCCACGCGGCUGAGCACGGCUGCCACCACACCCGCGGACUGCGAGUUCUCUGACGAGGACGAGCCGCCGCCGUGCGCGCACCACCAGCGCCCCGAGGCGGCUCCCGCCCCACUGCCGCGGCCCCCGCAGCCCCAACAGCAGCAGCAGGCCUUCUGCCCGGACUUCGACAGCCAGGAGCGCUCCGGGGCGCCAGGCGCGCAGCCCAUAGCGUGGUGCGACACCCGCCGCGAGCUGUUGGCAGCCCUGGACCUGCGCGGCUCGCCGCUGCGCCUCUGGCAGUUCGACCUCAGGACUUCGCACUGGACGCAGCACCAGGUGCUGGUGGAGAACGGCUCGCUGUGGCCGGGCUGCGCGGACGGCAGCGCGCGCCACGCGUCCAGCGGCGACGCGGUGUACGUGGUGUGCGCGCCGUACGGCUCGUCCUUCCCGACGUCGACGCGCCUCGUCUACCAGCUGUGGGGGGCGACGGGCGCGGGGCCCGGCGCCAUCCGCGCCCUGGGGCAGCUGCAGCUCGACGCCGCCUUCGAGGAGCCGGCCGGCGCCAACAUCUGGAUGGACGAGACGCGCACCGUGCUACAGGCGGGGGAGAUCGGCGGCUCGCGGACGCUGCUGCUGGUGGCGUACAAGGACACAGUACACCUCUGGCUGAGGGAGCGCGCCGGCGGCUUCUGGCCCGUCGAGCUCAAGUGGCAGGGCGCCGCCUACAAGUGGUUCCGCUCCUUCAGCUCACCACUCUACCACUUCAGCAUCAUGGGACACCCCUGGGUCAUGCCCAACCCCAGGGAUUUGCAGGCGCAGGACUAUUGGCCAGUGGAGCGGGGCCGCUUCGUGGUGCGCAUCGUGGACCCUAGCGACGCCAACGCGUCUCCGCACGGCGAGGGCGAGGUGCACGUGGCGCCUCCCCCCGCACUGCCGCCGCCCCCGUCGCUGCACGUGUCGCCCCCUCUGGCACAGCCGCCGGCGCAGCCCUCCAACGGCGUUAAGGCCAUCGUCUUCUUCGGCCUCUCACUGUCCAUCUUCUCGGUCUUCGGCGCCGCCGUCUUCGUGCGCCGCUGCGUCACGUGUCCGCCGGCGCGCCGCGACGCCGACUCGAAAGGCGUGGGCGGGCUGGCCGGCGUCGGAUUGGGCGGUGGCUCCUCCAAUCAGGCUCCAGUCGUGCGCUACAGCGCCAUCCCUGACGACCUCGGCUACCCUGCCGCCUAG
Messenger RNA from Schistocerca piceifrons (Central American locust), 2319 nucleotides. RefSeq lists its product as uncharacterized. The transcript has 9 exons. Bases 1 to 2319 code for a protein of 772 amino acids. Lineage: Eukaryota; Metazoa; Arthropoda; Insecta; Orthoptera; Acrididae. Gene Ontology annotation, molecular function: protein binding. The record is from RefSeq and is a predicted model, not a curated record.